AUGAACCGUGCGCUUAUCGACGAGGCGCUGGAGCAGGCGAAAGUUCUGGGCAUAAGAAAUAUUCUGGCGCUGCGGGGCGAUGCGCCACGCAGUGAGGAGUACAGAGAUGAGGGGCAAACGCCAGAGCAAGACUCGAAUCGCGACUUUACGUGGGCUGUUGAUCUGGUCCGAUAUAUCCGGAAGCAGUAUGGCGACUACUUCUGCAUUGGUGUUGCGGCGUACCCGGAGGGCCAUUCCGAUGAGAGUCAUCCAGAACACCAGGACCCGGCGCGCGAUCUGCCGUCCCUGGUUGAGAAGACAAAGGCUGGGGCAGACUUCCUCAUGACCCAACUUUUCUUCGAUGUGGAGGCAUACGACAAGUUCGAGACGAUGCUGCGGAACCAUGAAAGUGGCGCUUUCAAGACGAUACCGAUCAUUCCAGGAUUGAUGCCGAUUCAAUCGUAUAAGAUCCUGCUGCGAACAACGAAGCUCUCGCACGCGAGACUUCCAUCGGAUAUACUGGCGCGGCUAGAUGCGGUCAAGAGUGACGACGAGCUUGUCAAGCAAGUGGGUGUCCAGAUUCUAGAUGAGAUGGUAGAGCACAUCAAGUCCAGGCCGGAUGUCGGCCAAGAGAGGGAAAAUAUGGGGGAUGAGGACGGCGUCAUUGUCGAGACCACGCCCGCGAUCAACCUCGAACCUCCGCAGAACAUGCUGCUUGCUCGCGAGCGCCGUCGUCGCUCAUCCGUCACAUCUGGGACCCGCAACAGAGUGAUAAUAUCACAUCCGUCCGCCACGAAAUCGAACCAUUCGUACGAAGCAACAGAAGAGGAGGCUGGUAUUCUCCGGGGUCCUAUAAAUACGCGCGCGAGUACGCUGGCCAUCUCCGAAGGCGAAGGCUCAUUGGGCAGAGAAGCGACAUGGGAUGACUUCCCGAACGGCCGCUGGGGAGAUGCACGAUCACCCGCGUUCGGUGAAAUCGAUGGAUACGGUCCGACCCUUCACGUCUCGACAACUCAAGCACUCAAACUCUGGGGCCAUCCGGUUGACAAGCAGGACAUUUCUGCGCUGUUCAGAAAACAUCUUGAAGGAGAAUUGGAAGCAUUACCGUGGUCCGAACAAGGCCUCUCCCCCGAAACAAGUACAAUCGCCAAGCAACUUCUUGCCCUCAACGCAAAGGGCUGGUGGACAGUAGCGUCGCAACCCGCCGUCAACGGCGUCCGCUCCACCGACCCCGUCUUUGGCUGGGGCCCUAAGAACGGCUACGUCUUCCAGAAGCCCUUUGUCGAAUUUUUCCUGCCCGCCGCUGAAUUCCAUGCCCUGAGAACCCGCCUCGACGCGCACGAUCAAGUCACAUACUUCGCCGGCAAUGCCAACGGCGACUUUGAAGCUAGCAGUGAAGAGAGCGUCAACCCGGUUACGUGGGGCACCUUUGCGGGCAAGGAGAUUGUCACGCCGACUAUCAUCGAGGCGGUAAGCUUUAGGAGUUGGUUGGAAGAGGCGUUUAGUAUUUGGCGUGAGUGGCAGCGCAUCUAUCCCACGAAGAGCGCGAGCGGCAAGUUGUUAGGGCAGACGAGGGAGGAUGUCUGGCUGGUUAAUGUCAUUUGGGGGGAUUUCGUGCAGGGCGAUGGGUUGUGGGAGUUUCUGGGUGCGUAG
This is a messenger RNA of Parastagonospora nodorum SN15, 1632 nucleotides long. RefSeq lists its product as hypothetical. The record is from RefSeq and is a predicted model, not a curated record. Lineage: Eukaryota; Fungi; Ascomycota; Dothideomycetes; Pleosporales; Phaeosphaeriaceae. The transcript has 2 exons. Gene Ontology annotation, biological process: tetrahydrofolate interconversion. Gene Ontology annotation, cellular component: cytosol. The coding region runs from base 1 to 1632 and encodes 543 amino acids. Gene Ontology annotation, molecular function: FAD binding; methylenetetrahydrofolate reductase [NAD(P)H] activity.